AUGGCCGCCUGCGGCUCAAUCCGUGUAGCCGCUGCCCAAAUGACCUCCACCAAUGACGUCGCGGCCAACUUAUCCACCUGCAGCCGCCUCGUCGACGAGGCCGUCUCCGCCGGAGCAAAGCUCCUCUGCCUCCCGGAGAACUUCUCCUACGUCGGACUGAAAUCCGGCGACAGCCUCGCCGUAGCCGAGCCCCUCGACGGGCCCACGAUGAGAAAAUAUCGCUCCCUGGCCCAAAACUCCGGCAUCUGGCUCUCACUCGGCGGGUUCCAAGAGACGGCCCACGACUCGCCCCACCUGCUCCGCAACACCCACGUGCUCGUCGAUGAUCGUGGCGAAAUCCGGAGCACUUACCGGAAAAUGCACCUUUUCGACGUGGACGUGCCAGGUGGCGCCGUGUACAAGGAGAGCAACUUCACGGAGCCCGGCCGGGAAGUCGUGGCUGCCGAAAGCCCGUUUGGCCGGCUGGGCCUCACCGUUUGCUAUGAUCUCAGGUUUCCCGAGCUUUACCAGCAGCUGAGAUUCGGGUGUGGGGCCCACGUUCUUCUUGUUCCGGCAGCUUUUACGAAGGUGACUGGUGGGGCCCACUGGGAGGUUCUGCUGCGAGCACGCGCAAUCGAGACACAGUGCUACGUGAUAGCGGCUGCACAGGGAGGAAAGCACAGUGAAGGCAGGGAAAGUUACGGGGAUAGUAUGAUAAUCGACCCGUGGGGAACAGUCGUGGGACGGUUGCCGGAUAGGGUCUCGACUGGGAUUGCAGUUGCGGAUAUUGAUUUCUCGAGGAUCGAGGAGGUUAGGUCGAGGAUGCCGAUUGGGGAACACAGGAAGGGGAUUGAGUUCUGGAGUUCGGUAUCGGCUUCGGCUUCUCUGUGA
Striga hermonthica is the source of this 870-nucleotide messenger RNA. Lineage: Eukaryota; Viridiplantae; Streptophyta; Magnoliopsida; Lamiales; Orobanchaceae. The record is from the annotation of a GenBank genome assembly.